Messenger RNA from Solanum pennellii, 2708 nucleotides. RefSeq names its product centromere/kinetochore protein zw10 homolog. NCBI's taxonomy places the organism in Eukaryota, Viridiplantae, Streptophyta, Magnoliopsida, Solanales, Solanaceae. The record is from RefSeq and is a predicted model, not a curated record. Bases 110 to 2425 code for a protein of 771 amino acids. Gene Ontology annotation, cellular component: RZZ complex; nucleus; chromosome, centromeric region. The transcript is spliced from 14 exons. Gene Ontology annotation, biological process: mitotic cell cycle; endoplasmic reticulum to Golgi vesicle-mediated transport; mitotic spindle assembly checkpoint signaling.
UUUAAUUAGAAGACCUUUUGGUAUUUGGGAAUGGUUUCAAUCUAUUUUACUAUACGUGAGUAAUUAAAAACGGGCCGCGAGAGGGAAAGGGGAAUUUUUCCGGCGAGACAUGGACGUACUGUUCAAUUCAAUUGACGUUAGAGAUCUACUCUCGUCGCCGGACAUCGACGAUGUAAACUCACCGUUAUCUGCUCCAGAUCUCCGUCUUCUCAUCGACCGUCUACAACUUCGUUCCGUCGAUAUAAAAUCCAAAGUCCGGCAAUACAUUCUCUCACAUCACUCCGAAUUCUCCACACUCUUUUCUCAGUGUUCCGACGUCGUUUCAAAAUCUGAAAAUCUCACUUCUCAAGUAUCCGACUUGAUUCAACUCAUCUCGGAUCAUCCAGUUGAAGCUCAAACCAAAGCUGUAAUUGAUGAAAUUCUGGUAAAAAAUAGAGAGGUGAAGGAAAAAAGGGAAUUGUUAGGGUUGCUUAAUGUGAUUUUGGAAUUGAGUGAUAGACUGAGGUUUGUGAAGGAGAAGAUUAAGGUAGGGAGAGUUGAACAAGCGGCUGAAGCCUUAAGGGAGUUAAAGGCAGUGUUGGUUACGAGUAAUGAUGAGGAAAAACAGCCUUUGGUUUACGGAUUGUUGAAGGAUGAAUGGACUGAGUGUUUUGAGGAGAUGCAAGAGGUGCUUUUGCAAUGUAUGGACAGUGCAGUGUGGUUUGAGCAAGAAACCAAUACAGUUCACCUGAAGUAUCAGUUGAGCAUCAGAGGUUUUGAUGGGAUUGAGCUCCACACAGUUGUAAAAGCGAUGAAUGCAGUUGGUAUUAUGGAUUAUGGGCUGGCAAAAGUAGCAGAUUUGAUGAUUAAACAUGUAAUAAUGCCAGUGGUGAGUUUUAGGUCAACUAUUGUGGUGGAAUGGAUUAAUCAGGAGUCUGGAAAUGGUGUCAAGGCAAAUCUGAAGAUACUUCCAUCUGCUGAUCCAAAUGUUGACAGUAUUGAUGGGGGAAGUAUGUACUCUGUACUUAUUGAUGUUAUCAAGUUUAUUAGUAAGUUUUUGUGCUUUGAAAAUAGUACAUGGAUGCUGUGCUUUGGAAAAUUAACAUGGCCAAGGAUGUCAGAUUUGAUAGUAUCCAACUUCCUCUCCAAGAGAGUGCCUGAUGAUGCUUCCAAACUGGUAGAUUUUCAGAAAAUUGUGAAGUGCACAUCUAACUUUGAGGCAAGUUUGAAGGAGUUAAUGUUCAUUGCUUCCUCUGAUGGCAAGGAUGAAAGAUUGAGCAAAUUUGCAGAUAAUGUGGAGGUUCAUUUUGCAUCGAGAAAAAAGGUUGAGAUUUUGGCCAAGGCAAGAAAUCAACUUUUACAGUCUGACUUCCGUCUUCCUGAGCUCUUUCUGCAGGAUGGCACUAGGAGAAACUCUAAAGUUAAGAAUGAUGAUAAUGCUGAAAGUUCAUCUGACCUUGUUGUCGAUUUGCUUUUUACAUCUGAGAGAUGUGUGGUGUCUGAAGCAGCGUCACAACUAAUGAAGUUAGUUCAUGAAACACUCAAGGAUGCUUGCUUGUCAUCUUCUAGAGUGGGGUUGGAAUUCUAUCACUCUGCUAGGGAUUCUCUACUUCUUUAUGAAGCUAUCAUACCUGUCAAGUUCGAAAGACAGCUCGAUUCCAUCAACCAUUCUGCCGUUCUUAUUCACAAUGAUUGCCACUAUCUAUCUCAGGAGAUACUUGGACUUGCAUUUGAGUACCGCUCAGACUUUCCAGCUUCAAUGAAGGAACUUGUUGUAUUUGCUGAUUUGGCUCCAAGAUUCCAGAUGCUUGCGGAAGAAGUUUUACAAAGACAAAUAAAACUUGUCAUUUAUAACCUAAAACAGGCUAUUGAUGGGGCCGAUGGAUUUCAAAAUACUCACCAAAUGAAGCAAUAUGAAUCUGCUAAGUUGAGUAUUGACCAGGUGAUUUUCAUACUUGAGAAAGUAUAUAUUAUAUGGCACCGUUUACUCCUACCUUCUGCAUACAAGAGAAGUAUGAGCAUGGUCCUGGAGGAAGUCUUUUCAAGAAUAGCAAAUGAUAUCCUCCUCCUAGAUGAUAUUGCUGCAGAAGAAACAUUGCAGCUUCAAAGGCUGAUUCAUCUGCUAUUCGAGAAUCUGUCUUCUUUGUUGGACUCGGUAUUGGCUAUUAACCAGACAGGAAAGUUGCAGGAAUCUCCUGCACAAACUCUUGAUGAUCUUAUACCAUCCCUUCGGAAAUUACGCAAGCUAGCAGAUCUCCUGGAUAUGCCAUUGAAAUCUAUUACUGCAGCUUGGGAGACUGAUGAACUUGUCAACCAUGGUUUUAAGCAAUCAGAGGUUGAAGACUUCAUCAGAGCCAUAUUUGCAGAUUCACCUCUGAGGAAAGAGUGCUUACGAAGAAUAGAAAGUCGAUAUUACCAAGCUUUCAGUUACAGUUUAGAUUAUUGAUAUCUACAGCUAGAAGUUUUACUUGUGUUGGAUCUCUCUCAACCUCGAUAAGUUUUGCGAUUUUGUUACUUGAGGAGCCUUCUAUAGUCCAUUUAUCCAAGUUUCAAAAUCAAUGAAUUGCUGUUUUAUGUAUUUAUUGGAGUUUGGCAGUUGGAACCAUAGAAUCUACUUUGAUAGGCUUCUUCAUGUGAAAUGUAAAUCGGUUCAUUGUACAUUUAUGAGGAUAUCAUACAACUAGGUAAUAAAUAUGGCAUGAUACUUGUGUAUCGUUCCGACUUCUGAA